UUUGUCGCCGGAGCCCGGCCGUUACCGGGCGCCCCACGGCCGCGGCGCUCCCCGUAGCCCCCGGCCGCUGGCUGAGGGAGCGGCGCUGUGGCGAGGGCGGCAGCUCCAGCCGCGUCUGUGCCCGUAACCAAGGCGCUGCCAGGCGGGCACACGCGCACACACGCGCACACCCUUCACAUACACACAGCUCGGGGGCCGCCUUUGCAGCUCGUCCCCUCCCUGCACCAUGCUCCGCUCCAGGCAGCGCCUGCCCGCGGCUCCCUGAGGGGGCUGAGCCCGCCGCCCGCCGCCGCCUCCAGCCCAGCGGAGCGGGCGGCUGGCUCCCGGCUGCCUCCCCCCUGCUGCCGGUUAGCGGAGUUAGCCCCGGCCCCGGGACUUCGGGCAGCCCUUGGGCGGCGGGGGGAGCGAGCCGGGAGCAGCCGGAGAGAACGCAGCCGCUGCCGCCGCCGGGGGAGAGGAGCUCCAGCUCCCGCCUCCGGAGCUCUUGAUGGCGUCUCACCAGCAGACCAGGAUCCAAGCCUACCUGGAGAAGAACAAGAUCGGUCCCCUCUUCGAGGAGUUGAUGACAAAGCUGAUAACGGAGACACCUGACCAGCCAAUCCCAUUUCUAAUUGAGCAUCUUCAGUCCAAACAAGGGAACCGCAGUCAGCUUCAGAGAACGUUGUCUGGCUCUGCUGCCCUUUGGGCAGAGAGUGAAACAUCAGAAAAUAAAGGGACAAGGAGAGAUUUCAGAAGUUAUGAUAAACCCUGGCAGGUAAAUGCAAAGAAGCCUAAAAAGUCAAAGAGUGACCUUGCCGUAUCCAACAUCUCUCCACCGUCACCAGAGUCCAAGUCAUUGCCAAGGUCAAUAGAGCAUCCUAAAUGGGAUUGGAGGACAAAACCGGAGAACCAUGAUUUUGAUGAGCUAAAUCAUAUUCUUCAAGAGAGCAAAAAACUUGGAAAAGCCCUUGAGAAUCUGUCUCGCAGCAUUGCUAUUUCUGAUGAACUUGAUAAGGACACAACAGGUUUUAAUACCCCCCUUCUCAGACCUCGUGUGAUUGGAGAAUGGAUUGGUCGUGAAGAGAAUGAUGCAGAUCCACUAGCUGCUGAGAUGCUGCAGCCACCAAUACCAAGAAGUAAAAAUGAGCAGUGGGACAGUGAGGAUAGCAGCAGUCCUGGUGGAAGUAGCUGUGAAAUCGACAAGAAUGUCAAUUUCACGGAAGAGCCACAUGGGACUGACAAGAUCUGUGGCUCUGGGGCAGCUCCUGUGUGGACUGUGCAAUUACUGACCUGGACCACCUAUCUCAGAGUUUACAAGCGUGGAAGCACACUUAAAAGAGUUAAAUCCUGCCUGCACUGCAGUGAAAUGAGUUUGGCCACUGAUGGGUGUAAAGCCAAGAUUUCACUGGGAGGGAAUGUGAAGAGAGAUGAGGAUCUUGAUGAUCUAAGAAUGGAAGGAGUAACAAGUCUGAUUUCUUCUGGGAGCAAAUUCAAUCAAACUAGAAGUGCUCAUCCUGCUGAGCCUCAAGCAAAGGUCACGUUGAAUAUCUGUGCAAGAUGUGCCAGAUUGCAAGGAGAUAAUAUGGCAGAAAGGCCAGAAGAUGUCUCCAUGGUAUCUCAAACGUCUGAGCCAGCAAUGUCAGACUCUGAUGCUCAGGUACCUGGGGUUGAAACACUUAUGGAAGAUAUUGAUGCAUUUGAGAGUGCCUCUCAAGUGGCAGGAUCUUCUCAGCCAGUUUGGACCGUGGACGCCAUGGGUGUGAGACCUGGGGGUUCUCCAAGACAGAAACUCUUGAAGGACUCUUUAGCAGCAAAAGAACUUCAGACCAUGGAAAAACAUCUAGCUGAUAUUGAAAAGGACCUAGCUCUAUGGGAAGAAGCAAGGCUCUCAAGAAGCCCUAGUAUCCAACACCACAGUUUAGUUACAUCUGACCAUCAAGGCAAUCUUCAAGCUACACAAGGCCAAAAUCCAAGGCCUCAGGUGCCGCCUCCAGUGGGGAAAAAUGUGCAACUCCAAGGAAACAAAUCACCACCAUUGCCCACUAACAGCCGAGCACAGGUCUCGAGUCUUGCAAACAGCAGGCCUCCAACACCUGGUGCACAAACCAACAGGCCAACGACUCCAUCAACACCGGGAAGCAGACCUGUGACCCCAAACAGCUUGCUGUCACGGCCUCUUACCCCUAGCAAUCAAGGAAAUAAAGAAGGUGUCAUCAAUAUGCACAGAAGCCGAUCUUUGACGUCUAAGAGCCAAAUGGGGAGGACCCUCAGCGCUGCUUCAGGGCUGUCUGUGCAAAUGAGUGGAGAUGUUGUUGGAACUGUCACUACUCAGAGAAGCAGUUUAUCAGAAGAUGAAUUCUUACAACAGCUUCAGCUUACUCAUCAGCCUUGGAUAUUGCCGAGUGACACAGAAAGUGAAGGAGUGGAAGCUGACCAAGACAGAUGUCCACAUACUUCUUGUGCUGGGGGCUCCAGACCUCGAUACAGCACUCCAAGCGGGGCUUCACGAAGGCUGUGUAGAGGGGCACAACAAUCCCAUCCCUCCACCUGCUGGCCA
Molecule: messenger RNA, 2536 nt
Organism: Oxyura jamaicensis (ruddy duck)
Lineage: Eukaryota; Metazoa; Chordata; Aves; Anseriformes; Anatidae
Gene: C2H8orf34
Product: chromosome 2 C8orf34 homolog
Exons: 15
Source: RefSeq, a predicted model, not a curated record